AUUGUAAACAAUAUCAACAAUUCAAAAUACAGUGCCUGUUGUUCUAUCAACCAACAGUAAGUCGAGGGAUUCUCCCUUAUCUUUGCGAAGAAAGUAAUUUGUGUCGACCUUUGAGGUAUUCCCACCUUUCUGAAGGCAGAAGUGGGGGAUGGACGAGGUGCGGCCUACCAGCGGACUAGCAACCCCCAGCCUGGCGUCACUCUUCCCCCCGGGUCUGCAGGCAAUCUACGGGGAAUGCAGGCGCCUCUACCCCGACCAAGCCAACCCCUUACAAGUUACAGCCAUUGUAAAAUACUGGUGAGUAGAUAACGUCUUCUUCUGGAUACAUAACUUUGUAACGUCCGAUUAAUCGAAAACCAGCUAAGUUAACUGUUAUCUAGCUAACAGAGGACACGGCGAGAAAGUUAACUAGCUAAAUUAGCUAGUAGCCGAAUAAACUCAACGAUUUACGAUUGAGUAUUUUUAUUGAAUCAAAUAUAACAGACAUCGAAUUAAAGAAUUGACAAGAACAUAAAAGACAAACAAAAACAGAAAAAAAUAGUUAUGACAACGUAAGAUAAUGUGACAAUGACACUUAUUCAGAAAAUAAUUCGAUAAUAUUGGACUGUCGACAAGCUUUUCUUAUUAUUUAGUAAUUUCAGACUCAAUUAAAAACAGCCUAUCAAAAACACUUUUUAAAUUAGGGAGCUAAUUUUAAAAAAAAGAGUUUUGUGAAUAUAACGUUUACCAAACACUAUCAUGACAUUAGUUAUACAUUUCAAAGAGUUCAGAGUACUGUCAGAAAAGGUUAUAACAUUAUUGCAUUUCAUUUCAAUAGUGACCCGUUUUACUCCUCCAUAGCUCUCCAAAAUCUAAUAGUGUCAGUGCCGAUUUUAGCAUGUAAAUCUUGGUGGGGCAAAAAAAUGCAUUCCAGCAAAGCCACAACACUAAACAAUACAUUAAUUGCACUAUAACGGUGACAAACGGUGCCUACAAACUGUUAGGGCCUACAUAAAGUUGUCCCAACAGCAGAGUCCCAACACCUUACCACUGCUACACCUGGCUAUCAGCUGAGCCUUGUCUGGCAACGAAACAGUUCAUUCAGCCUCAUUUACUGCUUUAAAAAAAAAUUAUACAUAGCUGAUAUGGCUGACUUGCUUAAACAAAUGUGGUUUCUACUGACAAUUGAGAUGUACAAACUAUGGCACAAGGGGACAACAAGCGGAUAAGAGGCAAUCUCAAUUAAGACAUAUUGAGCGAGCCAGGACGGUCGUAGUCAAUAUAACUAUUUGUUCAGCACUUAUGUAGAGCGACAGAAUUCAGAACAUGGGCCGUUCUUAGUGUUCUCCCUGUACACCAAGUCAAACCGUAGGAUAAAUAAAGCUCUUACAAUAUUCAAUGAUUACAUUUCUCAAAAACAUGUUAUAGGCUACAUGUGCACCACCGAGUCAGAACAGUAGGCGAAAUUAAGAGGUGAAAAUAUACCAAAUUAUUAGGGUGAGGCACAUGGGCUGCUAACAGCUUACUAAACAACAUACACUUAGUAUUACUUUCUUAGCUACAGUAUACAUAUCUCCCUGGCAUAUAUUACAUCAUUUAUGCAGCAGCAUAUAAGACAUUUUUGGAGUCACCUUGUUGUGAUGUGCUUACUUGAACAGGAAUGUGGCGCAGCAGUCCUUCGUGGGCAAAGUUUGUCAUCAAAGAAAGAGAAAGAGGCCGGAUUUACAAUUCCGAGUUGAAUGACCGUUCAAAGCGUAUUUUCCCAGUAUGAGCUAUAAUAAUAAUAAUAAUAUGCCAUUUAGCAGACGCUUUUAUCCAAAGCGACUUACAGUCAUGCGUGCAUACAUUUUUGUGUAUGGGUGGUCCCGGGGAUCGAACCCACUACCUUGGCGUUACAAGCGCCGUGCUCUACCAGCUGAGCUACAGAGGACCACGCUUGUUUAUUCCCGACUUCCCAGUUGCAAUGCUUGCAGUUAGCCACUGUCACCGAUUCCUUCCAAACUACUCAUUGUUGAAUUUGCGAUUUCCAACUUGUUGUGUAAUGUUUAUGUCCAAUGGCCGAUGAGCAACGAUACAUUUUAUCUCUAUUUUCUCUUCAUAUGACAAGGAUUAAAAAGAAUUUGCCAAUAGAUUGUCGACUUGAUUCAUGAUGAUGGCUGCUAGCUAAGGUUUUGAAACUAAGAUGUUGACAUGAUCAGUCCAAUCAAAGCUACUGUACAUAUAACGUGAUUUGACGUCAUUUUAUCAAUACCACUUUGGACUUUUGAUAUCAAUACCAUUAAUAGACUAGGUUCUAUUCUAAGUGAAAAAACAUAUGGCUUUUCAUUAGCUGGGAAAUACCUGAGGGAAUAGCAUUAACCACAGAUAUAUUCUUGGCAUGUAACAGAAAAUGCUUUGACUCUUAAAAAGACCUCAUAACUUAACAUUUGGCCACCACUAUCAAACAUGUCACCUGCAAAGAUAUCUUUCUCUAUCCAAUGUUGCAUAAAAAUACUUUUGUUUUUAAUAUUGAUAUUACCAUUAUUCCACUGAAUAGCUUUGAGGUGAAAAGUCAAUAGGGUGUAAAUGGGUCCAAAUGAAACUCUGGUUCUGGUGUUAUACUUUGUAUUCCAUGUUAUAGAGAAGCUUCUCAGGAACAAAGAAUACUUUAUUUAAUGAGGAUAGGACUUACCAUUGCGGAGAUCUUAUUUUCAAGUGAUCGGAAAAGGUAAAGGUUGCAGAUAGGUCAAUAUUAAUCCCUAGUCAGAAAUGGCACCAAAUCACCCGUCUGGAUUCUUAAUUUCAACACUUUUUUUUGUCCAAUAUCUCAAGAUAGGGUUGUCAUAUUGUUAUGACUUUUUCAUAAAAUGUAGAACACGGAGUUGAUUCAAAUAAAAGUAAAAGGUAUUAAAUUAAAAUGCAGUAUUAUGCACAUCUGGCACUUAUAUGCAAAUUAGGCAGUAUGGAAUACAUAAUUACAGUAAUUUAAGACCAAUCAUUUAAGGUAGAGUGGUCAUUAUUAACAAAUCCUUAUGCUUUAUGCAAAAAUGAAAGUUUGUUACAAUUUGUAAGAAUUUAUGAAAUUAUAAAGCAACUUUUUACACUGUAUGCAAAUUGGGUACUUCAUAUGCUAAUUAGUAUGUACGGAUUAAAUAAAUACAUAGCAUGUUAAGCCCAUUCAUUUAAAGUAAGGUGGUCAUAUUAACAUAUUUUUUUGUUUUAUGCAGAACUGGGAGGCUGGAACAAUUUAACAAAGCAAUACCAAAUAAUGAAUAUAACAAAAAUAUUUAGUUAGUGAAUUGCAACGUUCCAUUCAUUUCAAUGGAAAAUGUAUCAUUUAUUAUUAGAAUUACUUUUUGUUAUAUAAUAAUAAUUGUAUCUAAUUUUAACUAGUCAAUUAUGAGCAGGUGACUGAGUAACACAAUACUCUAAUCUGGCCUAGGCCUAUAUCUCUUUCACAUCUUUUUCACUCUGACACAUGCAUGCAAAAAUGACACUCAACAAAUCUCUCUCUCUCCCAUGGGCGCACACACUCUGCCAGCCAGUCAAGUGGAUCUCGGGCACAGUAAUAGUUUAAAAAUGGGCUUGGACUACUGCAGUUUGCAAUGCUGCCUAUAACCCUUCAUGUCCUGUUACUGUAAGAUCUUUUUUUAUUAUUUAACCUUUAUUUAACUAGGCAAGUCAGUUAGGAACAAAUUCUUAUUUACAAUGACGGCCUACCCAGGCCUAACCCGGAUGACGCUGGGCCAAUUGUGCGCCGCCCUAUGGGACUCCCAAUCACGGACGGAUUGUGAUACAGCCUGGAAUCGAACCAGGGUCUGUAGUGACGCCUCUAGCACUGAGAUGCAGUAUUCACCCCCCUUGGCAUUUUUCCUAUUUUGUUGCCUUACAACCUGGAAUUUGUAUCAUUUGAUUUACAUAACAUGCCUACCACAUUUGAAGAUGCAAAAUAUUAUUUGGUGUGAAACAAAACAAGAAAUAAGACAAAAAAACAGAACUUGAGCGUGCAUAGCUAUUCACCACCCAAAGUCAAUACUUUGUAGAGCCACCUUUUGCAGCAAUUACAGCUGCAAGUGUCUUGGGGUAUGUCUCUAUAAAGCUUGGCACAUCUAGCCACUGGGAUUUUUGCCCAUUCUUCAAGGCCAAAACUGCUCCAGCUCCUUCAAGUUGGAUGGGUUCCGCUGGUGUACAGCAAUCUUUAAGUCAUACCACAGAUUCUCAAUUGGAUUGAGGUCUGGGCUUUGACUAGGCCAUUCCAAGACAUUUAAAUGUUUCCCCUUAAACCACUCGAGUGUUGCUUUAGCGGUAUGCUUAGGAUCAUUGUCCUGCUGGAAGGUGAACCUCCGUCCCAGUCUCAAAUCUCUGGAAGACUGAAACAGGUUUCCCUCAAGAAUUUCCCUGUAUUUAGCGCCAUCAUCAUUCCUUCAAUUCUGACCAGUUUCCCAGUCCCUGCCGAUGGGGAAAAAUGGUGCCAGGUUUCCUCCAGACGUGACGCUUGGCAUUCAGGUCAAAGAGUUCAAUCUUGGUUUCAUCAGACCAGAUAAUCUUGUUUCUCAUGGUCUAAGAGUCUGGCUGUCAUGUGCUUUUUACUGAGGAGUGGCUUCUGCAGAGGAACUCUGGAGCUCUUUCUGAGUGACCAUCGGGUUCUUGGUCACCUCCCUGACCAAGGCCCUUCUCCCCCGAUGGCCAGCUCUAAGAAGAGUCUUGGUGGUUCCAAACGUCUUCCAUUUACGAAUGAUGGAGGCCACUGUGUUCUUGGGGACCUUCAAUGCUGCAGACAUUUUUUGGUACCCUUCCCCAGAUCUGUGCCUCGACACAAUCCUGUCUUGGCAUUCUACUGACCUCAUUGCUUGGUUUUUGCUCUGACAUGCACUGUCGACUGUGGGACCUUAUAUAGACGAGUGUGUGCCUUUCCAAAUCAUGUCCAAUCAAUUGAAUUGACCACAGGUGGACUCCAAGUUGAAGAAACAUCUCAAGGAUGAUCAAAGGAAACGGGAUUCGCUUGAGCUCAAUUUCGUGUCUUAUAGCAAAGGGUCUGAAUACUUAUGUAAAUAAGGUAUUUCUGUUUUUUACUUUCAAUACAUUUGCCAACUGUUUUUACUUUUUGUAAUUAUGUGUGUAGAUGGGUGAGAUUUUAAAAAAAAUCCAUUUUGAAUUCAGGCUGUAACACACCAAAAUGUGGAAUAAGUCAAGGUGUAUGAAUAGGCGCUGCUUCUCUUGCUGCUUUUGCCCAUUCACGUCACGGGCCUAGCCCGGUACACUGCGGCUCAGGUUAAUCGAACUCCCUCAAGGACUGAUAGUCCAUGAGACCAACGUGAUAGAUAUAGCGAAGCAUAUUAUUUUAAAGCUGAAGCCUACAGAGUUUGUAAACAAACACUUUGUCUACAAACAAGUGUAAAACACCUUAUUUUGGGUUAUGAUGGUAAUUUAUUAUAUAGUUGUCCUAAGCUGAUUAGGCAUUGAUAAGUUCAAGAAUCAAUGGUUGUGUAAUUAAUUAAAAUGGCAGUAAACAGGGCAUAACUUAAAAUUGUUGGUCCACCAGCCACUGUAGAUUUAAAAAUCUACCAGCCACUCAGAUUUAUUUACCAGCCAAAAUAUUUUUGGGGUGCUAAAAUUACACCAACAAAACACAAACGGAUGAGCAUGUUUCUAAAACAAUACAUGUAUUACUAGUAAGAAGUAAUGUGGUAUAUUGUUUAAUUACAUUUGCUUUGUGACCUGAGUCUUUUAACCAAAAUAUCACAGAUGAGACAAAAAAUUAACCUGCUCCUUUCAGGGCGGAAGGUUACCGUGGUAGCGUGACUGGAGUCAUGUUUGUGCCUGUGAGAUUUGGUCUGACUAGACUAGAAGAAGCGUUGUCUUCUCUUCCCUAGCAGUUGAAACUCAAACAUAGAAAAACAACCUAGCUUGUGAACAAAACAAUGUAAAUAGCCAAGAAACACAAGGACAAACUCUCACUUCAGUAGAUAAAAUGUUAUGCCUGUGCGCAGCGCUUUUAAAAAUGAAUCUUUCACUCAGCUCUUUACAUGCGCACAGCCCCCAUAGGCUAUUUAGGAUUCGUAGUUUUUUUACUUUGUGCAAUUUAAUUUACCAGCUAUGAAACAAAAGGGUAGAAAUACUUUGAAAACAGCUAUUGUAGCAUUUGUUUUACUAUAAAUGUGAUCAUACUUGACUUUUUAUUCACAUGUUGCUCGCACUGUGAAGCCCUGACCACCCGCCAACGUGGCUGGUGAAAUGGACAUCUUACCAACCAAUGCCAAAAUCUACCCGCAUUUGGCGGGUGUUUUUAAUUUUAGGCCCUGGCAGUAAAUAUUGCAGAUUGCGCUUUUAACAGUAGUGUGUAUCUACAGGUUAGGAGGUCCUGAUCCAUUGGACUACAUCAGUAUGUACCGUAACAUGGGCUGUGCAGCGCAGGACGUACAGGAACACUGGCACUACGUCAGCUUCGGACUCAGUGACCUGUAUGGAGACAACAGAGUACAUGAGUAAGUAGUACAGUACUUCAGGUUAGAGCUCUGGUGGACCAAGUUGCCCAGUUACUAACAACACACUGACACAUGGUUUGUGCAGCUGUUGUUCACUUACUUUCACUCCUUUGUGUCAUUCUGCAGAAUCAGCAUUGAGACACUAACACACUUUUUUUUUUCUUGUUCCUCUGAAACAGUUAUUUCACACCAACAGUUUUCACCCCCUUGUUUGUAGUGUUCUUGAGUAGACUUGAUAGCAGUGGUCUCCUGUAGCUCAGUUGGUAGAGCAUGGCGCUUGCAAUGCAAGGGAUGUGGGUUCGAUUCCCACGGGGGGCCAGUAUGAGAAAUGUAUGCAUUCACUAAUUGUAAGUCGCUCUUGAUCAGAGCGUCUGCUAAAUGACUAAAAUGCAAAAUGUAAUAGCUCUGCUCCCCGACAAUUCCCAGAAAUCUCCCUGUUUGCAAUCUCCCCUUCAAACAGCUGUCAUUCUAAAUGCAUGUUUUCAUAACUUUGGAGUGUAACUGAAUGGGUGGAUUGAGUAAUGAAAAGUAACUAAAGGAAAGGAGAAUCUGUAUUGGGUUUAUGGUGUUGUGUUGACUCGCGGUCAAUUAGGAGGGCCCAGGGUUUGGCUUUUUAACACACACAAACCUGAAGAGAGAUGAGAGAGACAGCUUAAAUUAAGUGUGGGCAUUCCGUAUGUGUAUUGUCAGGUUUACAGGCCAGGAAGGCUCCAGUGGCUUUGGCUUUGAGCUGACGUUCAGGCUGAAGAGAGAGGUGGGAGAGACAGCGCCUCCUACUUGGCCGGCUGAACUCAUGCAGGGCCUGGCCCGCUAUGUCUUCCAAUCAGGUAAGGACCCAGGCUCUGUGUGUCUCUAGUGUGGAGGGGAUAUGGUAGGUAGAGUAAGGUGAGGAGAAGGUAGUUGUUUGUCUAUCAAUUACAAGGCAGGCACUCAGGGCAUUAUGUAUUCCCAACCGUUUUGUUACUUCACUACGCACCGCACAGAGGGCUCCGCUGCCUCUGCAUGGACAUGGAGCAUGUCAGUAUUUAACCUCAUGUAACUCUGUCAGUGACGUUUCUCUAAGGAGAACACUUAGUGGAACUCAGCCCAAUCAUCCCCAGCUUCCCAUAGGCUCUUUCAACCCUUCGCUUCUCCGCUACAACUUCCUCAUGUAGCCUGUAAAAGAGAAUGUGUUCUCAUUCAGCUUACCUGUUAGGGCUAAAUAGAAGAAAAUGCGGACUAGAAGAGCAUGUUAUGUAAUGUAUGACCCCUGUGUUUUUAAAGACCUAGCCAGCUCUGUACGGUUCUUCUGGGAUCUGGGGAAUCUCAACAAGUCUAAUUUCCCUUUCUCUCUCUGAUGGGAGAAGUGUGUUAAACGUUGUCUUAGCUGAGAAACUUCCUAAUCUUAACAGUAUUGUCUUUACAGCUGUGGAAAACACGUUUCUCCCAUUCUCACAGACCGUUCCUGGUGUGUGUGCCACUUUGUUAAGUCCUUUAAAUAAUCUAGCCGUGUGUAAAGAUUACAUUGAGGAGGGGAGGGUGGGAGUGUUUAAAAGCCAGUCUGGGAGGCAGAGAAGGAGGGGGGCCCAUUCUCUCUAGGUUAUUCUACCCCCAUCUGCUAGGGGUGUAACGAUUCAUGUAUUUGUUUCCAACCAUUCGGGACAGGGAUCUCAGUUCGGUCUGCACUGUGAAACCGAAUGAAUACAUAAAAAUAUCUAUAUAUACAUUAAAACACUAGGCGUGUAGGUUAUGCCUACGCUGCGUUGUAUGCCUCUUGAGUAAAUCUGAGCUGGAAAAAAACUAACUAGAUCCUAUGCGCAUGUAAUAAUCAGAAUUGUAAUCUUAAUUGGCGUAUUUCAAACUUCCCCUUUGUGAGGUGCAGCCGGGAACUAGUUCUGUACGAUGCCAAGUGGUGGGGUACUAAAUAAACCAGGAGGAUUCUCCAUCUUUUAAAUCUCCAGUUGGGGAACAUUUUGGCUUCCCAGUAGAUUACAACGGCGAUGGACAGAGAGUAUGUCGCCAUUGCUCAACGAAAUUAGCCUAUGGAACUGCCAAAACCUCAAAAGAUGUUGACACAUUUUCACCGACAGCACCCCAGUAUUCCUACCACCGGCACAAAAAAACAACACAAUUUCGUCUCCGCUCUGCAUUCAAGCAGCACUUAGCAGUUGAUUCUGAGUGUGCCAAAGAAGUUAGAAGAGCGAUAUUUGUUUAUAGCCGUGGAUAUGCGGCCAUUCUUGUUGGUUGAGAACAAUUAGGGUAUUUCAGCUCCUUGUGAAAGUGCUCGAGCGACGUUACGAACUUCGCCCUCUCGCACCCAUUUCAGCAAACCGGUAGUACCCACUCUAUAUAAGCAAGCUAAAGCUGAAGUUGUCAAUGAAUUGGCCACUGCACCCGGUGUUGCGCUUACUACAGAUGGAUGGAGCUCCAGGGCUACAGAGAGCUACUUAACAGUGACAGCCCAUCACAUUAACCCGGAAUGGGAAAUGAGAAGUAUGUGCUACAACACGCCCCCUUUGAGAGUCACAAGUGCGCAUAUGUUUAUCUUUGUAAGAAAACAUUAAAGCAUAGGCCUAUACAAGAUCUGACCUAUGUUUACUUAUUGAUUUCACACGCAUAUUGCACUUUAUUUUAGUGUUGAGAAAUCGUGAAUUCAUUUAAGAAAAUACAAAGUGUUUGUAUUCCUGAUUGUGCUCUCAUUAGUCAUUUUGACUCAUGAUCAUAUAUGGAAUCAGGAAUACCUGACUUUGUAUUUUCUUAAAUAAGCAAAAAUUAACUACAGUUACUGUUGGCAUUUCAUUUUCCCUCUGUACUGAAACCGAACCGUGAUCCCAAAACCGCAAUAUGUACCAAACCGUGGGUUUGAACCGUAACCGCUUCACGAACCUGGCUUUCCUAAAAUGGGAGCCUGGGGAAGUUCCAUGGCAGAAAUCAGCUAAAGUGGGGUUGGAACCCGGUGUAAAUCAGUGACACCACGCAACACGUCAAACCAAUCAAAUGCCUUGCUUGGGCUUAGGAGCUACAGUGCGUGAGGACAGAACAUUUCAACAAAACAAGCACUGGUGACAUUUUUGCAGCACGCUGGUUUUCACAGCAUUUCUGUUAUUUCGAGAUGAGCUAAAGCUGCAGCAAGAAGAGAGAUAUGGUCUACAAUGCUGGCCAUAUCAAUCUUUUUGAGGUUCACGUUUCUGAAGUGAUAUUUGGCUGUAAAGGCUAGUAUGAGGGACAAGAAGUAGCUAGCCACAAUGAUGUUAGUUUUGAGAAAAGUCAGCUAACCUUGUUAGCUACCUAGGUAUAACUAACUAACUAACUAGCUAAUAGCUAGUUCAAUUUCUCUCAGGAUUAUAAAGCACACAACAUUUUGAUUAAAAACAGCAUAUUAUUGACCUAAAAGGUUAGCUGUGUUAGCCCAGUCUCUAACUUAUCCAGGGUCAGUGAUACAUAGAACAAACAUGCACUGUCUAUCUAUGGGAACCACUGCAAAUUUUGCAAGCAACAUUGCUAAAAUGAAUUAAAUAAAAUUAACGUCAAAAAUACCUGUAAUGCUCAUCUUGUGUAGCCAAAUUGUCGUCAUCUUAUUUUCGUAGUGUACCUAAAUUACAAGUGUUGGAUUUGCACUAACAAUUUUAGGUCAGUACCUAAAAGGAAUGUACAAAAUCUGGUAUAUGGUUUGCCUCAUACAUCGUCUACUGGUAUCAUUUUAAAUUGAGAACAUAUACACUACCGGUUAAAAGUUUUAGAACACCUACUCAUUCAAGGGUUUUUCUUUAUUUUUACUAUUUUCUACAUUGUAGAAUAAUAGUGAAGACAUCAAAACUAUGACAUAACACAUAUGGAAUCAUGUAGUAACCAAAAAAGUGUUAAACAAAUCAAAAUAUUUGAGAUUCUUCAAAUAGCCACCCUUUGCCUUGAUGACAGCUUUGCACACUCUUGGCAUUCUCUCAACCAGCUUCAUGAGGUAGUCACCUGGAAUGCAUUUAAAUUAACGGGUGUGCUUUGUUGAAAGUUAACUUGUGGAAUUUCUUUCCUCCUUAAUGCGUUUGAGCCAAUCAGUUGUGUUGUGACAAGGUAGGGGGAGUAUACAGAAAAUAGCCCUAUUUGGUAUAAGACCAAGUCCAUAUUAUGGCAAGAACAGCUCAAAUAAGCAAAGAGAAACAACAGUCCAUCAUUACUUUAAGACAUGAAGGUCAGUCAAUAUGGAACAUUUCAAGAACAUUGAAAGUUUCUUCAAGUACAGUCACAAAAACCAUCAAGUACUAUGAUGAAACUGGCUCUCAUGAGGACCGCCACAGGAUUGUAAGACCCAGAGUUACCUCUGCUGCAGAGGAUAAGUUAAUUAGAGAGUUACCAGCCUCAGAAAUUGCAGCCCAAAUAAAUGCUUCACAGAGUUCAAGUAACAGACACAUCUCAACAUCAACUGUUCAGAGGAGAAUCAGGCCAUCAUGGUCGAAUUGCUGCAAAGAAACCACUACUAAAGGACACCAAUAAGAAGAAGAGACUUGCUUGGGCCAAGAAACACGAGCAAUGGACAUUAGACCCGAGGAAAUUUGUCCUUUGGUCUGGAGUCCAAUUUGGAGAUUUUGGUUCCAACCACCGUGUCUUUGUGAGAUGCGGUGUGGGUGAACGGAUGAUCUCUGCAUGCGUAUUUCCCACCGUAAAGCAUGGAGGAGGUGGUGUUAUGGUGUGGGGGUGCUUUGCUGUUGAUUUAUUUCGAAUUCAAGGCACACUUAACCAGCAUGGCUGCCACAGCAUUCUGCAGCGAUACGCCAUCCCAUCUGGUUUGGGCUUAGGGGGACUAUCAUUUGUUUUUCAACAGGACAAUGACCCAACACACCUCCAGGCUGUGUAAGGGCUAUUUUACCAAGAAGGAGAGUGAUGGAGUGCUGCAUCAUAUGACCUGGCCUCCACAAUCACCCAACCUCAACCCAGUUGAGAUGGUAUGGGAUGAGUUGGACCGCAGAGUGAAGGAAAAGCAGCCAACAAGUGCUCAGCAUAUGUGGGAACUCCUUCAAGACUGUUGGAAAAGCAUUCCAGGUGAAGCUGGUUGAGAGAAUGCCAAGAGUGUGCAAAGCUGUCAUCAAAGCAAAGGGUGGCUAUUUUAAAAAUCUCAAAUAUUUUAAGAUUUUUUUUUAAACACUUUUUUGGUUACUACAUGAUUCCAUAUGUGUUAUUUCAUAGUUUUGAUGUCGUCACUAUUAUUCUACAAUGUAAAAAAUAAAGAAAAACCCUUGAAUGAGUAGGUGUUCUAAAACAUUUGAACUGGUAGUGUAGCUCAACAUGUAAACGAUGAGUUUAGCUAUUCUGUGCUUCAGAUGACAUUUGCCUGUAAGACCAGUAAUGCCAUCAUACUCUAGGCCUAUGGCUGCAUUGGUGAUACAUGCCAUAUGAUAAGCUGCAAAAUCGAUUCACACAGCUGAUUAUAUUGAGAGAGCGUGACAAUCAAAUUUAAACAGAUUGGCUGUGAUAUUGUAAUUGUAAGAUCUCCAAUCACAACACUGGCGGCUAAGUAAUACUGUCAAACACUAUCAUUCCACUUUUAGCAGCAGAUAUAUUAUGGAAAUUUUCUGAAAUUACAAUGCAAAUAUGCAAAAACAAAUCCUGUGUUGCACCUUUUUAGAAAUGCAUUUACUUGCUUGAAUAGGGUCUCCCAAUGCCUCCGGUUUUUUGGUUUCCUUACAAAAACAAAAUAUUGGGCGAUCUUCACAGUUUAGAACGUGUUGUGACGUUUGACUUUACCAGCGUAAUCCACUUUCAAUUUCAAUAAAUAUGAAUCGCAGACUGUCAGCCACACUUGACAACUUGAAAACUAGCACUUCAAACUAGCACAGGCAACAAUUACCCGGACUUAAAACUUUGACAAACAUAACACAGCGCCCGUUCUACGGGCGUGUGGGGGAGGGUUCUUGAAAUGUAACGUCCAAUCAAAAUCUUGCUGCGGUGAGCCAGCAGACUAUUCAAACCGUUUUUGCAAUACAACAUUCUCCAGACCUCAAAGGGAAGCAUAACAAUGACAUGAUUUUAGAGGUAUGGCAAUUCGAGACAAGGUGAACCGUUACACCCCUACUGUCUGCUCUUCAGCUGGGGUCAAUUUAAACGUGGGUCCUGCACUGGAUGGAUGAAUACUCGGUCCCUGGCCCUCCUUCCUAUACUGCUUUUCCUCCCCCUCUCUUUUCCAGUAUAUCUGGACUAGGUACCUGUUGCCUCCCAAGCAGAUGGAUUCCUCUGGAUCGCUUACUCGCGCUCUCCCCCUCUCAUUGCCUUUCUCUUCAAUUUCUCUCUCCCUUCUCAAUUGAUCUCUCACACAUAUACACACUCCCUUUUUUCUCUCACUCUUUCACUUGACUUUCUCAUUUGCUCUUAGACUAGUGCUGAGAAAACGUAUGUCUGUUCUUGGGCCGGGACGAUACCAGUAUCGCAAUAUUUAUCCAUGGCAAAACAUUAGGACUGUUUUCCUAAAGAAGUUAAAUCCACUUUGUUUUGUUUCCUUGCCACGAUACUAACGAGGAUCGCAAUACUGGUAUUAUCCCGGCCCUAGUAUUUUCCAAUAUAUCACUGAGUAGUCUUUCACCUCCAUGUCUCUCCUCUGUCCUGUAGAAAACACGUUUUGCAGUGGAGACCACAUAUCGUGGCACAGUCCCCUGGACAACAGUGAGUCUCGUAUCCAACACAUGCUGCUCACUGAAGACCCCCAGAUGACACCGGUCCACACCCCCUUCGGCCUGGUCAACUUCCUGCAGGUGAGCUAAUCUAGCCCCAGGCUCUCCGGCCUACCCUCUCAACUCCCUCCUUUCAGUCUAUAAUAGCAUGAUGUCUGUCCCCUCAUCUGUGCGUGUGUUCUUUUACCCUUUCUUUCUUACUCCCCCUUUUUUUUUGGUAACUCCCUGUCCUCUCUAUAUAGAUUGUGGGUGUGUGUACAGAAGAGUUGCAGGCGGCCCAGCAGUGGAACGGCCAAGGAAUACUGGAGCUGCUCCGAGGGGUCCAUGUGUGAGUUUGAAAUAUGAGAUACACUACAUGAGCAAAUGUAUGUGGACACUUGCUUGUCGAACAUCUCAUGCCAAAAUCAUGGGCAUUAAUAUGGAGUUGGUCCCCCUUUUGCUGCUAUAACAGCCUCCACUCUUCUGGGAAGGCUUUUCACUAGAUGUUGGAACAUUGCUGCGGGGACUUGCUUCCAUUCAGCCACGAGCAUUAGUGAGGUUGGGCACUGAUGUUGGGUGAUUUAGGCCUUGCUCGCAGUCUGCGUUCCAAUUCAUCCCGAAGGUGUUCGAUGGGGUUGAGAUCAGGGCUUUGUGCAGGCCAGUCAAUUUCUUUCACACCGAUUUCGACAAACCAUUUCUGUAUGGACCUCGCUUGUGCACGGGGGCAUUGUCAUGCUGAAAUAGGAAAGGGCCUUCCCCAAACUUGCCACAAAGUUGGAAGCACAGAAUCGUCUAGAAUGUCAUUGUAUGCUGUAGCAUUAAGAUUUCGCUUCACUGGAACUAAGGGGCCUAGCCCAAAACCAUGAAAAACAGCCCCAAACCAUUAUUCCUCCUCCACCAAACUUUACAGUUGGCACUAUGCAUUGGGGCAGGUAGCGUUCUCCUGGCAUCCGCCAAACCCAGAUUCGUCCGUCGGACUGCCAGAUGAUGAAGUGUGAUUAAUCACUCCAGAGAACGCGUUUCCACUGCUCCAGAGUCCAAUGGCGGCGAGCUUUACACCACUCCAGCCGACGCUUGGCAUUGCGCAUGGUGAUCUUAGGCUUGUGUGCGGCUGCUCAGCUAUGGAAACCCAUUUCAUGAAGCUCCCGACACAGUUAUUGUGCUGACGUUGCUUCCAGAGGCAGUUUGGAACUCAGUAGUGAGUGUUGCAACCGAGGACAGAUGAUUUUUACGCUCUUCAGCACUCGGCGGUCCCAUUUUGUGAGCUUGUGUGGCCUACCACUUCGCGGCUGAGCCGUUGUUGCUCCUAGACGUUUCCACUUCACAAUAACAGCACUUACAGUUGACCGGGGCAGCUCUAGCAGGGCAGAAAUUUGACAAACUGACUUGUUGGAAGGGUGGCAUCCUAUGAUGGUGCCACAUUGAAAGUCACUGAGCUAUUCAGUAAGGCCAAUGUUUGUCUAUGGAGAUUGCAUGGCUGUGUGCUCGAUUUUAUACACCUCUCAGCAACGGGUAUAUUUUGUAUAUUUAGUGUACCUCCCUGCCAGUCUACCAGUCUUAUUUCACAUCAACUUUAACCCAGUGUGACCAAGUCCAUGUUAACCCUAUGUUAAUGAUUAUAUUUUCCCCUCCAUGCUAUCUGUGUUUAGUGCUGGAGGGCCCUGGUUGAUAACUGACAUGAGGAGAGGAGAGACUAUCUUUGACAUCGACCCUCAUUUACAAGUAAGGCUUUGAUUAGUUACUGUAUUCUCAUUCAAAUUGUAUUCUCAUUCAAACAGCUCCACCUACUGGUUCAGUCCCCACAAUGUGUGUGUCUUUGCUAGUGUUAAUGUGUGUGGGCUAGUGUUAAUGUUUGCGUGUGUUUGCUCAUCCUAAGCAGGAGCGUGUGGACCAGGGUAUAGAGACCGAGGGCUCCAACCUGAGCGGCGUGAGCGCCAAGUGUGUGUGGGACGACCUCAGCCGACCGCCCGAGGACGAAGAGGACAGCCGCUCCAUCUGUAUAGGAUCUCAACCACGAAGACUGUCGGAAAAAGGUAACACACACACACACCUAACCUACAGUGCCUUCAGAAAGUAUUCGCACCCCUUGACUUUUUCCACAUUUUGUUAUAACAGCCUGAAUUUAAAAUGGAUUCAAUUGAGAUUUUGUGUCACAUAACAUUGAAUAUCCCUUUGAGCAUGGUGAAGUUAGUAAUUUCACUUUGGAUGGUGUAUCAAUACACCCAGUCACUACAAAGAUUCAGGCGUCCUUCCUAACUCCUAAUGUUUGGUGCAAAUCCAAUACAGCACAUUACUGAGGACCACUCUCCAUAUUUUCAAGCAUAGUGGUUGCUGCAUCAUGUUAUGGCUAUGCUUGUAAUCGUUCAGGCCUGGGGAGUUUUUCAGGAUAAAAAAAAAACUGAAUGGAGCUAAGCACAGGCAAAAUCUUAAAGGAAAACCUGGUUUAAGUCUGCUUUCCACCAGACACUGGGAGAUGAAUUCCCCUUCCAGCAGGACAAUAACCUAAAACACAAGGCCAAAUAUACACUGGAGUUGCUUACCAAGACGACAUUAAAUGUUCCUGAGUGGUUUAGUUAGUUUUGACUUAAAUCGGCUUGAAAAUCUAUUGCAAGACUUGAAAAUAUUGUACACUCCAUGUGUGCAAAGCUCUUAGACUUAACCAGAAAGACUAACAAGACAAGGCGAUUCUAACAUGUAUUGACUCAGGGAUGUGAAUACUUUAUGUAAAUUAGGUAUUUCUGUAUUUCAUUUUCAGUACAUUUGCAAACAUUUCUAAACAUGUUUUCACUUUCAUUAUGGUGUAUUGUGUAGAUGUGUAAGGAAGAAUUCAGGCUGGAACGCAACAAAAUGAGAAAUAAGUCAAGGGGUAUGACUACUUUCUGAAGGCACUAGACACUUCUAAUGGGCUCUCGUAGAUCUGACAUGCGUUGUGUUCAAUAGGCACCAAAUGUAAGAAAACAGAUUGAAACAGGGAGGUACCUCCUGGACUUGUCCAAUUUAGAACCGCUCCUAUUUGUUUUCUGUUGCAAAACUAUUUAAAACAUUUUUUUGUGUGCAAUAUUGAACACUACCAAGAUAAAUGUAAGCAAUAGGGUGAAUGAAGUCGUUACUGAGUAGUUUUGUGUCCUAAUGUUAUUGUAUGUCCCAAAACUAACCCAAUGGUUUUGUCCCCUGCAGAUACAGAGCAGAUCAGAGAAGCCCUGAGAAAAGGACUGGAGUUCAACCCUAAAGCAGCACUACCCCCUAUCAACUCACAGAGACAAGGACAUGACAGGCCUCAGUGAGUACAUACACACACAGUUAAGCUUUUCUUUACUCACUUUCCCACUCCAAAUUUUCAUUCUGAGUCAGCAUUGAGACACGCACUCCUCUCGUGUUUUUUCUUUCCUCUCAAGCAGUGAUGUCACACCAACAGCGUUCACCCCCUCCUUUUUAGUGUUCUCUAGAGUAGACUCACCGUACACACCCAUACCCCUCCCUUUAACCCAGCCAGAGACAGAGCCAUGAAACCCCAGUGAGUACAAAGUACUGGGACAUUGAACACAUGAUAGGUGUAUGAUAUUGUAUGUGGUACCAUUCUUCCCCUGGUUUCUCCAUAGACAAACAAUGGGCCAUUUGCAGAGCCAGCAGUAUCACAGGUAAGAGAAACAUGAGAGAUGAGGGGCAAGGUUGUUACAAACCAUAGCAAACUCAUUCACACACUUUAUAAGGAGAUACAGGCCACCACCAGACUUGAUGUUUCCCCUGUACUUAAGUGGUCAUUUGAAUCUCUCUGACUCUCCUUCUCUAGGAGUCGUAAGGACAGUCUGGAGAGUGAGAGUUCAGCGACCAUCGUUCCUCACGAGCUAGUUCGUACCAGACAACUGGAGAGUGUUCAUCUGAAAUUCAACCAGGAGUCAGGAACACUGCUGCCCCUCUGUCUCAGGUAUGCGCGCGCACACACACACGCUGGAGUUGGGGAUGAGCCUGGGUCUUCCCACACACAGCCAUUACAUAAAACAAGACUAGGGUCAUCUGACAGAGAGCCCUUUGUAUGUGAAAGGGGGAGAGAUAGGGGGCUGAGAGAGACAGAGGGUGAGAAGAAGCAGGUUCUCUAACCCAGCAGACGUCUUCCAUACAGUACGUAUUCAGUGAUGUUUAAUGAUUGUUGUGCUGGUCGUAUUCUGUGCUUAGGGGUCGUUUGCUCCAUGGUAGACACUUCACCUAUAAGAGUAUAAAUGGAGACACAGCCAUCACCUUCGUCUCCACUGGAGUAGAGGGGGCCUUUGCUACUGAGGAACACCCGUAUGCCGCACAUGGACCCUGGUUACAGGUACACACACCCUGGCUCCUGAUACACACACAAGCUGCUUCAAGUGCAUACUUGCUGCAUGUGUUUACUGCAUGUACUUAUGUUACCAUAUCUCCUCCAGAUAUUGCUGACUGAGGAGUUUGUUGAACAGAUGCUUGGAGAUCUAUCGGAGCUCAACACUCGAGAGGAGGUGAGGGGAAACACCUUUUACCAUUCUUUACAGUCGUAACAUAAAGAAUGGACUGGCUGUGGAUCUGAGUGUUCUGGAAACCUCUUCCUGACAGCUAAAGGUUUGAAGCACCUGUGCAUGUGUGGGAUUCUAUGCUUUACGCAAUCUCUGUUCUACUCGUUUGGCUACCCAGAGAACAGGCUACACUGGCGAAUUUCAGUGAUGAAUGGUGCUCGUGUAAUAAAGUUAGAUCAAAGCUGAAUCAAUGUCUGCAAGAUCAGGUAAUGAACUGAACAGAACUGAAUAUAAUGGCAUAUAACAUUACUGUAAGACAAACACCACUUAAUUUCUUAUGAGAUUUUAGGAUGAUUGUGCGAAUGGUCGCAUUUUUCUUUUGUGGCCAAAACUCAACAGCGCACGCCACUAGGCAAAAUAUGUGUUUUGAUAAAAAUACAAAUAAAACACAGGUGUUUCAUACCGACCUUGUACCAUCCUGGGAUAUUCAGUAAUACCGGCACUGAACACAAGGGGCGCUAUUUUCAAUCCGAUGGUUAGUAAUGCUAACAAGUACAAGUAAAAUCCCAUAGCGAAUAAUAACGAGCGCAUGCGAACAUUUUAUACAGUCUCUGACAUCCUAGCUCAUAAAGUUAUACAAGUAACUAAAAAAUGCUACUCACAAUUUGCUGCAUGCACAAAACAAAUAUUAGAAAGCAAAGGCUCUUGAUCCAGGAGGGAUUCUCUGCUGUUACCAAGAGGGGCAUGAUUGCAAGAAGCUAACCAUUAUCACAACUGCAGAGCAUCUUAGACUUUUAACUUAAUAAUUAAGAUGUCUAACUGGCAAACAUUUAGUUGUGAAUUCCAUACUGUAACUAGAUCAGUAUGUGCUGCACAACAGUGAUUUACUAACAAGGCUCCGGUCUCUCGUCGUCUGCUUGUAAACAAACAACCAUGUGACUGGGGACUACUGGUAAGCUUCAUAAUGUAUAAUAAUUUGCCAGGUGAAAUGAAGAACGUGAUUUGCUUUAUCUCCUAACGUAUUGCACAGGUUGACUGCAGGUUUUUACUUAGCUAAAAAUAUUCAAAUGUAUAUAAUAAAAAAACUUCCAAGAAAUAUACUGAACAAAAACAUAAAUGCAACAUACAACAAUUUCAACGUUUUUCCUGACUUACAGUUCAUAAAGGAAAUCAGUCAAUUGAAAUAAAUUCCUUAGGCCCUAAUCUAUGGAUUUUACAUGACUGGGCAGAAGUGCACCAUGGGUGGGCCUGGGAGGGCAUAGGCCCACCCAUUUAGGAGCCAGACCCUCCCACUGUGGAGCCAGGCCCAGCCAAUCAGAAUGAGUCUUUCCUGUCAAAGGGACAUUAUUACAGACACAGAUACUCCUCAGUUUCAUCAGCUGUCCGGGUGGCUGGUUUCAGAUGAUCCUGCAGGUGAAGAAGCUGGAUGUGGAGGUCCUGGGCUGGUGUGGUUACACAUGGUCUGUGGUUGUGAGGCCAGUUGGAUGCACUUCCAAAUGUUCUAAAAUGAUGUUGGAGGCGGCUUAUGGUAGAGAAAUGUACAUUACAUUUUCUGGCAACAGCUCUGGUGGACAUUCCUGCAGUCGGCAUGCCAAUUCCACGCUCCCUCAAAACUUCAGACAUUUGUGGCAUUGUGUUGUGUGACAAAACUGCACAUUUUUGUUGCUGGCACAAGGUGUACCUGUUUAAUGCUAUUGCUGUUUAAUCAGCUUCUUGAUAUGCCACCUGUCAGGUGGAUGGAUUAUUUUGGUGAAGGAGACUUUUUCACUGACAGGGAUGUAAACAGAAUUUGCACAAAUGAGAGAAUUAAGCUUUUUGUGCAUAUGGAAAAAUUCUGCUAAUUUAUUUCAGCUCAUGAAAGAUGGGACCAACACUUUACAUGUUGCAUAUAUAUUUUGUUUCAGUAUAGUUUCAAUGGUAUUGAUGGGAUUAAAAUUGAUUUAAUUUUCUCUUUUUGUCAACAAUCUACACAAAAUACUCUGACAAAGUGGAAGAAAAAUUCUAACAUUUCGUAAAGAUUAAUGAAAAAUAAAACUAAUAUACGUUACAUGACCAAAAGUAUGUGGACACUUGCUCGUCGAACAUCUCAUUCCAAAAUCAUGGGCAUUAAUAUGGAGUUGGUCCCCCCUUUCCUGCUGUAACAGCCUCCAAUCUUCUGGGAAGGCUUCCCACUAGAUGUUGGAACAUUGCUGCGGGGGACUUGCUUCCAUUCAGUCACUAGCAAUAGUGAGGUUGGGCACUGAUGUUGGGCGAUUAGGCCUGGCUCUCAGUCGGCGUUCCAACUCAUCCCGAAGGUGUUCGAUGGGGUUGAGGUCAGGGCUCUGUGCAGGCCAGUCAAGUUCUUCCACACUGAUCUCGACAAACCAUUUCUGUAUGGACCUCAAUUUGUGCACGGGGGCAUUGUCAUGCUGAAACAGGAAAGGGCUUUCCCAAAACUUUUGCCACAAAGUUGGAAGCACAGAAUCGUCUAGAAUGUCAUUGUAUGCUGUAGCAUUAAGAUCUCUCUUCACUCCACUAAACUUUACAGUUGGCACUAUGCAUUGGGGCAGGUAACGUUCUCCUGGCAUCCGCCAAACCCAGAUUUGUCCGUCGGACUGCCAGAUGGUGAAGCGUGAUUAAUCACUCCAGAGAAUGCGUUUCCACUGCUCCAGAGUCCAAUGGCGGCGAGCUUUAGACCACUCCAGCCCACACUUGGCAUUGCACAUGCUGAUCUUAGGCUUGUGUGCGGCUGCUCGGCCAUGGAAACGCAUUUCUUGAAGCUCCCGAUGAACAGUUCUUGUGCUGAAGUUGCUUGUGUGGCCUACCACUUCGCGGCUGAGCCAUUGUUUCUCCUAGACGAUACCACUUCACAAUAACAACACUUACAGUUGACUGGGGAAGCUCUAGCAGGGCAGACAUUUGAAUCCACUAACUUGAAGGGGUGUCCACAUACUUUUGUAUACAGUGAGGGGAAAAAAGUAUUUGAUCCCCUGCUGAUUUUGUACGUUUGCCCACUGACAAAGACAUGAUCAGUCUAUACUUUUAAUGGUAGGUUUAUUUGAACAGUGAGAGACAGAAUAACAACAACAAAAAUCCAGAAAAACGCAUGUCAAAAAUGUUAUAAAUUGAUUUGCAUUUUAAUGAGGGAAAAUUAGUAUUUGACCCCUCUGCAAAACAUGACUUAGUACUUGGUGGCAAAACCCUUGUUGGCAAUCAGAGGUCAGACGUUUCUUGUAGUUGGCCACCAGGUUUGCACACAUCUCAGGAGGGAUUUUGUCCCACUGACUUUUGGCAACUCGAACCUUCAGCUCCCUCCACAGAUUUUCUAUGGGAUUAAGGUCUGGAGACUGGCUAGGCCACACCAGGACCUUAAUGUGCUUCUUCUUGAGCCACUCCUUUGUUGCCUUGGCCGUGUGUUUUGGGUCAUUGUCAUGCCGGAAUACCCAUCCACUACCCAUUUUCAAUGCCCUGGCUGAGGGAAGGAGGUUCUCACUACAAGAUUUGACGGUACAUGGCCCCGUCCAUCGUCCCUUUGAUGCGGUGAAGUUGUCCUGUCCCCUUAGCAGAAAAACACCCCCAAAGCAUAAUGUUUCCACCUCUAUGUUUGACGGUGGGGAUGGUGUUCUUGGGGUCAUAGGCAGCAUUCUUCCUCCAAACACGGCGAGUUGAGUUGAUGCCAAAGAGCUCGCUUUUGGUCUCAUCUGACCACAACAGUUUCACCCAGUUCUCCUCUGAAUCAUUCAGAUGUUCAUUGGCAAACUUCAGACGGGCCUGUAUAUGUGCUUUCUUGAGCAGGGGGACCUUGCGGGCACUGCAGGAUUUCAGUCCUUCACGGCGUAGUGUGUUACCAAUUGUUUUCUUGGUGACUAUGGUCCCAGCUGGCUUGAGAUCAUUGACAAGAUCGUCUCGUGUAGUUCUGGGCUGAUUCCUCACUGUUCUCAUGAUCAUUGCAACUCCACGAGGUGAGAUCUUGCAUGGAGCCCCAGGCCGAGGGAGAUUGACAGUUAUUUUGUUUCUUCCAUUUGCGAAGAAUCGCACCAACUGUUGUCACUUUCUCACCAAGCUGCUUGUCGAUGGUCUUGUAGCCCAUUCCAGCCUUGUGUAGGUCUACAAUCUUGUCCCUGACAUCUUUGGAGAGCUCUUUGAUCUUGGCCAUGGUGGAGAGUUUGGAAUCUGAUUGAUUGUUUGCGUCUGUGGACAGGUGUCUUUUAUACAGGUAACAAACUGAGAUUAGGAGCACUCCCUUUAAGAGUGUGCUCCUAAUCUCAGCACAUUGCCUGUAUAAAAGACACCUGGGAGCCAGAAAUCUUUCUAAUUGAGAGGGGUUCUAAUACUUAUUUCCCUCAUUAAAAUGCAAAUCAAUUUAUAACAUUUUUGACAUGUGUUUUUCUGGAUUUUCUUGUUGUUAUUCUGUCUCUCACUGUUCAAAUAAACCUACCAUUAAAAUUAUAGACUGAUCAUUUCUUUGUCAGUGGGCAAACGUACAAAAUCAGCAGGGGAUCAAAUACUUUUUUUCCCUCACUGUAUGGAGUAUUUUGGUUAGAUCAGUGAUCUAUUUCAGUCCCACUUUGUAAUGCAACAAAAUGUGAAAAGAUCUUUGGGGUGAAUACUUAUGAUACCCACUAACUCGAAGAUCUAAAUGCUUAUUCCCAUUAAACCGAUUCAGAUAAAAUGGUUGUUAUGCAGAUGCUGCAUGGAUGUUUCACCGGUAAAACUUGAAGAACUAUCAUUCACCAUUGACAGUUAGUUAGAAAUGUAUAGUGGGGGUGACCAAAAAUGUGUGCAUAAAGAGGUAAAGAAACGCAUGCGCAGAACGUGAUUCAGAUCUUUGGCUCUGAGGAAGGCUUCCAGGGGUGCAAUGGGGAGGUUACCUACGGAUCCUCAGCCUAUAAAGAAGCUGUUAGGUAAUCCUGUAAUAUUACUUUUGCAAAAUUCCAGAAAAGUUCCUAGAUUUUUCAGAAAUCCUGGUUGGAGGAUACACAGAGUAAGCAGGGAGGUGAAAAACCCGGCAAAGUUUACAGAGUUUAACUCCAUGUUCUGUAUCUGUCAUUAAAUGUUUUUCUCCUGUUUGAUUCCUCCUUCCAGACCAAGUUACCGAAGGAAUACAGCUGGCCAGAGAAGAAACUGAAGAUCUCGGUCCUGCCUGACUCUGUGUUCGACAGCCCUCUGCAGUGAGAAUGGGACCCACUCCUCUCUUCAGAAUACUCUGGACCUGUUCAC
Molecule: messenger RNA, 22731 nt
Organism: Coregonus sp. 'balchen'
Lineage: Eukaryota; Metazoa; Chordata; Actinopteri; Salmoniformes; Salmonidae
Source: the annotation of a GenBank genome assembly